Coniosporium apollinis CBS 100218 is the source of this 2118-nucleotide messenger RNA. RefSeq lists its product as uncharacterized. The transcript has a single exon. Bases 1 to 2118 code for a protein of 705 amino acids. The record is from RefSeq and is a predicted model, not a curated record. Lineage: Eukaryota; Fungi; Ascomycota; Dothideomycetes.
AUGGUCUACCCUAGCAAGCCGCUAGCCAGCGGCGUACGAGAUAUCCGUCUUGCAACUAUUCUACCCGGCCACGGCGACGAAACAGUCUGCUGCCGCUUAAACACUACUAGUGUAGACGCCGAAAACAUCACGUACACUGCGCUCUCUUAUGUCUGGGGUGAUGUUAAGAACUCACCUGAGAUAUUCCUGCAAGGCGAAGAUGAAGACGGUGAAGCAUGGAAGGUGACGCCCAACCUGCAUGCCGCUUUGUUGCACCUUCGGUCAACCAGGCAGGAGCGGACAUUCUGGAUUGACGCGCUGUGCAUAAAUCAGGACAACUUCGAGGAGCGGGCCUCUCAGGUCCGCCUGAUGCGUCACAUAUACGAAUCUGCGCAGGAAGUCAUUGUUUGGCUCGGGCCUGGCGACGUUCGCGACGUGGCCAUCGCCGUGGAUUACAUGCGGUCAUUCGAGGAGGCCAGCAAGUGGCGGGUGUAUAAUCCACAUAAAAAUUCAUUCUUCGGGCAUCCUCGGACCAAGGCGGCUGUACCGAUCUUCAGUCAUGAUAUCAUGGACCGUCCGUGGUGGUCACGGAUCUGGGUGAUACAGGAGGUGGUUGUGUCGCGCAAGACAACGCUCCAGAUCGGUGACUCGUGCUUCUCCUGGUCCAGCUUAAUUUCCACCAUGAAAUACCUGGCAGCGACGAUGGAGGGCCGCAUCAGAGCCCUGCAGGGGUCGCCGGGAGCAAUAGAGCAAACACGGCUCGAUUGGCGGGCGGCCGACCCCCAGGCCCGCCAGACGCUAUUCAGCCUCCUGCUCGCCUUCCGCGACUUCGACUCAAGCGAACCCCGGGACAAAGUCUUCGCCCUAUUGGGCCUCGUCCGCGAUCCCGGGCUCUCGCCACUACCACUGCCGGACUACGAGGUCUCCGUCGCCGCUGUCUACGAGGACAUCGUUCAUUACCAGCUUGCGGCUUUCGGCAGUCUGGACAUCAUAUGUGCUGGCGGUACAAAUAAGUUCUCGCGAGACUACCUUCCAUCGUGGGUCCCGGACUGGCGGAAAAACCACUUCGCGGGGGUGAGACACCGCUCAUAUUAUAGCUAUGGGCGCCCUCUCGCCCUUCACAGGACCCUCGCAUCGCCGUCGGCGACGCCUUUCCGAGCGUGUGGCUACUCGCGCCCCUCUGUGCGCUUCAUUCCUCGUGUAGAAGGCACAACAGUUCUCUCUGCGACCGGGCUCUGCGUUGACGUGAUUGAAACAGCUGACGAGUCUGAACGGUACCCGCUCGAAAUGCUCGCCCAAUUCGAGGCAGCCCUCCGUGCCAAGUUCGGGGUGUGUGCGGCCAUCGCGUGCGUCUAUGACGAUUGGUACAACAGGUUUGGCGCCAUCUCCUAUGGGGUGGAUUUAAGUAAUAGUUACAGCGCGGAAUAUUGGAAGGGCUUCGACUGGGUCGUAGACGGGCAUGCGACGAAUGAACAGAUUGAUCCUAGGGAUUGUCGCAGGUCGGAGAUAAGGAGCGGGAAGAGGAUGACUGAGAAGGAGGAGACACUGGGGAAGGAAGAGAAGAAGACGACUGAGGAAGAGGAAAAGCAAAAGACAAACGAGACGAAGAGGCAGAAGAAGAAUAGAAAGAGAAGGGAGAUGGCCCUUAGGGAGAAGAUGCAGGUGAAGAAUGAGAAGGAGGAGGGAGUGAAAAAGAAGGGGUUGGAGAAGGAGGAGUUCGAGAAGGAAGAGUGGGAUCAUCCUGACAGUGACGAUAUUCAGAAACUGUAUGUCGCCGGCGGGAGCCUCGUAGAGGCCUAUUACCGCACGCUACUUGUCGACCGGACAUCUUCUGGAAAGAGAGUGGACAAGGGCUACCUCGCCCGCGCUAUGCAGCCCCCAGACCCCUAUCCCAUGACCUCGGGGAGCUGCAUAAACCGUGCAACCGACCUCUCCGGUUUUAGCGGUGAACUCCUAACGUCAUUCCAGUCAGCCGUGCAGUGGCGGACGCUGCUGAUUACGAGGAAAGGCUACAUUGGCCUUGGGCCCUUGAGCAUGCUGUCGGGGGAUGAGGUUUGCGUGCUGUGUGGUUGUAGUGUUCCGGUCGUGUUGAGGAGGCAGGGUCCGUGUUAUGUGCUUGUCGGUGUGAGUUUAGGUUAG